GUCUUUCUUGUCACUCCGUCCCUCGCCUCCUCUACCUUUCUGACUGAGCUCCAAAACCAAGAAGUAGAACACUGUGUUGACUACUAAAACUGAAACGGUUGGCUCAGAGCUGACCGACCAAAUUAAAAGUAGCCUAUAGAGGAGUCUCUCUCGCUCUCGCGCUCUCAGGUUCUCUCGCUUUCAGACCCGCUAGACGUUAAUUAGUGCCCUUAUUAUUUCCCCGAACAGUCGAGCUAACGGUUUACAUUUCUUGUUUCCUAUCGCUUUCUGUCAUGGCUUCAUGUUUAUGACAACUUUAUUUUGGAGCGACACCUCCUGAAUACUUCAAACGGAAGGGAGACCUGGGGGUUAGGUGGUGGAGGAUGGGGGCAGUAGGGGUCUUACCCCUGCUGGGGUUCUACCUAUGCGUCUCGGUCGCAGUGACGUUGACCCUUAACCCUGACGACCCCAAUGUGUGCAGCCACUGGGAGAGCUAUGCUGUGACUGUACAGGAGACCUACGCCCAUCCUUUUGACCAGGUCUACUACACCCGCUGCACAGACAUUCUGAACUGGUUCAAAUGCACCCGACACAGGAUAAGCUACAAAACGGCCUACCGGAGAGGUGUGAGGACUAUGUACCGGCGGCGCUCCCAGUGCUGCCCAGGCUUCUAUGAGAGUGGAGACUUGUGUGUUCCCCUGUGUACCGAGGAGUGUGCUCACGGACGCUGCAUGUCUCCUGAUACCUGCCAGUGUGAACCUGGCUGGGGGGGGUUGGACUGCUCCAGCGGCUGUGGGAGCGACUUCUGGGGCCCCCACUGCAGCAACCGCUGCCAGUGCCAGAACGGAGCCAAGUGUAACCCAAUAACGGGUGCCUGCGUCUGCACGGACGGGUACCAGGGCUGGCGGUGCGAGGAGUCCUGCGAGGCCAGCUUCUAUGGCAAGGCCUGCCUGCUGGAGUGCCAAUGCCUGAACGGAGCCACCUGCCACCACGAGACGGGCCGCUGCCUCUGUGCACCGGGCUACACCGGGGUCUUUUGUGAGGAGCAGUGUCCUCCGGGCAGCCAUGGGCUCCAGUGUGAACAGCGUUGUCCGUGCCAGAACGAUGGAUCCUGCCACCACGUCACGGGAGAGUGCUCCUGCCCCGCCGGUUGGAUUGGCUCAGUGUGUGCCCAGCCGUGUCCCUUCGGAUCCUAUGGAGUCAACUGUUCACAGGAGUGCACGUGUCGCCACGGUGGCCUCUGUGACCACAUCAGCGGUCAGUGUCAGUGCACGGCGGGCUACCUUGGAGAAAGGUGUCAGGAGGAGUGUCCCCUGGGCUCCUACGGGCCCCAGUGCGCCCAUAAGUGCGACUGCCAGAACGGUGCCAGGUGCUACCACAUCAGCGGCGCCUGCCUUUGCGAAGAUGGCUUCAAGGGACCCAGCUGCGGCGACCGCUUCUGUCCGGAGGGCCACUACGGCCUCAUCUGUGACCAGUACUGUCCCUGCCACCCUUCCAACACCGUCAGCUGUCACCCCCUGUCUGGAGAGUGUGGCUGCGCUGCGGGCUGGGCAGGGUUCUCCUGCAACGAGACCUGCCCCUCAGGUUACUAUGGAGAGGACUGCAGGGAGCUCUGUGACUGUGACAACGGAGCCGACUGCGACGGCAUCGCCGGGGCCUGCGUGUGCGCACCGGGCUACAUGGGAGAAGACUGCUCACUCAGGUGUGCUCCAGGCUGGUAUGGGCCAAACUGCAGCUCCUCUUGUUCAUGCCACAACCAUAUCUCCUGCUCCCACGUUGAUGGCUUCUGUUUUUGCACAGAAGGUUGGCAGGGGGUCGACUGCUCCCUCCCCUGCUCCAGUGGAACCUGGGGGCUGGGCUGCAACCAGACGUGUGUGUGUGCCAACGGGGCGGCCUGCGACCCAGUCAACGGGACUUGCACCUGUGCUCCCGGAUGGCAGGACGAGUACUGCGACAACCCGUGUCCUGAGGGAACUCACGGGCUGGACUGUGGAGAGCAGUGUCAAUGUGUGAACACAGACGGCUGUGACCCGGUGUCCGGGCGGUGUCGCUGUCAGACAGGAUGGACAGGUGUGCGGUGUGACAGUGUAUGUGAGGAGGACCGCUGGGGGCCCGACUGUUCUCACAGCUGCGCCUGUGAGCACGGAGGCUCUUGCUCCCCAGAGGACGGCUCCUGUGUGUGCGCCGCUGGCUACCGGGGCACCAACUGCCGCCGCACCUGCUCUCCUGGCUUCUAUGGCCAGCGCUGCAGUCAGUCCUGUCCGCAGUGUCUCCAUAGUGACGGCGCCUGCCACCACAUCUCGGGCCACUGUGAGUGUCUGACGGGCUUCUACGGCUCUCUCUGCAACCAGGUGUGUCCCAGCGGGAAGUUUGGGCGAGCCUGUGCAGAGAAGUGCCUAUGCACCAACAAUGGAACAUGUAAUCCCAUUGAUGGCUCCUGUCAAUGCUACCCUGGCUGGUUGGGGGACGACUGCUCUAAAGUGUGCCCCCAGGGAUCUUGGGGGCCAGACUGCAUCCAUACAUGCAACUGUCACAACGGAGCCGAGUGCAGUGCUGCAGACGGAGCGUGUCACUGCAGAGGGGGCUGGACUGGACUCUUUUGUACUCAACGUUGUCCAACGGGUUUCUAUGGCGAUGAUUGCGCCGAGUUGUGCCGCUGUCAAAACGGAGCAGACUGUAAUCAUAUAGGCGGACAGUGUACCUGUCGGACGGGCUUCAUGGGACAAAACUGUGAACUCAAGUGUCCCGCCGGGAGGUUUGGUUAUGGCUGCCAGCAGCUCUGUGAGUGUAUGAACAACUCCACCUGUGACUCCAUAACCGGGACCUGCUACUGCAGCAUUGGCUUCAAGGGCAUACGCUGCGACCAGGCCGCUUUGAUGAUGGAGGAGCUGAACCCCUACACCAAGAUCAGCCCGGCGCUAGGCUCGGAGCGCCAGUCAGCGGGCGCCGUCCUCGGCAUCGUGGUGCUGCUGCUGCUCAUCGCCGCCAUGCUGGCGCUGGUGGUGUGGCUCCGCUGCCGUCAGAGAGAGAAGGGCGGCCAGAACGCUCCCAGCGUCACGUACACUCCGGCCCUGCACGUCAACGCCACUGACUUCUCCCUCUCUGCAGGGCUACAAUGCACCGGCCUGCUCUCCUCUCCAGAGUCCUCUCCCAACAACAGCAGCAGCGUGGUCAACCCCUGCUUCUCCAACCCCAGCUAUCACACGCUGGGGCCCUGCCCCUACUACCCACGGCCGGACAAGAGGACCACAGCCAAGAGGAAGACGAAGAGGAAGCACAGGAACAGUGCGCCAGAGUGGGGAGCCUACUGUAACCUCAACGAGCUGGGUGUGUACUGCCUGGACCGAAGGUACAGCUACCAUGUGGAGCAGCAGCGCUACAGAGAGUACAUGAAGGGCUCCCUGUCCAGCAGCUUUUCUCUGAACAGUGAGAAUCCCUACGCCACCAUCACCGACACGCCGGGGGGCUCGGCCGGCAGGCACACCGAGAGCAGCUACGAGGAGAUGAAGUCCCCGGCCCACCGCGAACACGUGGCCUACCGCUUCUCCGCCGCCGUCAUCACCGCCACUGCCAGCACGCCGCCACCACCGGCCACCAGCGCACCGGCUAGGAAUGUUUACGACAUGGAGCCGACCAUCAGCAUCCCCCUGGGGGCCAACGGCAUGCCGGUGCCCAGCUAUCCGCAGAACCCGUACGACAUGCCCAGGAACAGCCACAUCCCAAGCCACUAUGACCUGCUGCCCAUGCGGCCCAGCCCCUCCCACAGCCAGGGCCUGAACCAGCUACCCCCCGCCCAGCACGGCAACACCCCCCGUGUGCCAGGCAGCCCAACUAGCUCCCUGCUGUAGGUGAUGGGCUGGGGUAGGGACCAGCUAAACAUCUACAGUAACUCUUGAGUCUACCGUUACUAUUGAGUCUACAGUUGCUCUUGAGUCUUUCUCGACACUACAAGUCAGAUAGGAUUGAAUGGGAUGAACCUGCACACAAGUUUUGUUCCGUAUUUAUUGAAUUUAUCAUUAUGUGUGAGUUCGAAGUGAUUGGAUUUCUGCUGGAGCACCUCCUCCAACUGAAGGAACAUCCAAUUUGAGUCUACAGAGCCUGGGCAGAAAGGAUGCAAGACUUGUGUCUCGGAUGGAAAUGACAAGGUACGUCUUUUUGUAUGAACCGAGCUCCUGCAGUCUCCACACUGCAGUGCAAACAGGACAUCAGAGCUGUUUACAGAACCUGCAAAGCGGCCAACAGUCAAAAGAUAUUUCAGUGCAAAAAGAGUGAAUGUUUGGACUCAAGGGGUAUACUAACUAACUCCUAAAUAAACACUGGCAGCCUUUGCAAUUUUCCAACGUUGAGACGUUCUCUGUGUUGGAUUAUAGAAGCACACACCGAAGAUAGAAAACUAAAUGGAAACACCACAUAUUAUACUGGAUCUGGAAGUAUCCUACUUUUGUUGUACAUUUCUUCCUGCAUUGUCAUUAAAUGUAUUGAUAAAAAAAAUGUAUCCCUGGGAUAAUUAGUAUAAAGGUGUACAACAAACAGAUGGAUAUUUUUUAACUUUUUCAUUUUAUGACAAUAAAUGCAAAUAGUUGGAAGGCAGGGACCCAACAUUUUGUCAUGUAGCCAAAUCAAAGCUGGACAGAUGAUUCUUAUCUGAUACUGUAUGAAACUGAUACUAGUAUAUUUUUUAUAAAUUGAUUAUUGGUGUUACCUUAUGUAAAAGAUCGUUACAGGGUCAAUAUUUUCACUCUAAAAGUUAUCCUUUUAUAUGUAAUCCCAAAGAAUUUGUAUAGUGUAAGUGUAUUCCUUGUUCACUUGAUAACCGUGAUGUGAUUUAUUUUGUAAUUUGUAGUGAAGCUCGAGCCACUUGCAUGCCCGAUGAUGGAUCAAGCUUAAUAAUAGGUAGCUCAACUUUGAGGAGCUUUACUGAGGUGCAACCUUUCCUUUCAUUAUUUCAAUAUGCGGACGUGGGAAUGACGCAUGAUGAUUUAAAACCCCUUUUUUAAAAAAACAUGUACAAAAAUCUAUAUAGAUAAGAAUGAUAAAAUAGUGCGGUGACAUUUGUGUCGGCAUUUACGGUCUCAUUGACCAAUGUGUCGAAAUUGCUGUUCAGAAACACUUUUUUGUAAAUCUUUCUUAUAUCUCAUUCCCUUGCAGAGCCUUGAUCACAUGUCAAUUCUCGAUCUCUCGCAAAUUCAAAAAUGUGCUGUGGCCUUGUGACCGUUUCUAUUGUCAUCAACAUCACCGCAAAGCUUCUAUUGUUGUUAAAUAUAACGGCAAGUAGUUUAGAUUUUUGCCGAUUACAUUGCCAAGUAGUUUAUAUUGGUGUUGAUAUAAUUGCCACGUCGUUUUUUUUGUUAAAUACAUCACAGGGUAGACAUUUUUUUUUGCAAUAUAAUUUUGACCCUUGACAAACAGCAAUAACACAUGUUGACAAUCAGAAGUAGAAUAUAUUUUCACAAUGAUUCUACAAUAGACAAUAUGGAUAGCAACUAUUACAUUGAAAACAUGUUUAUUUCCUAUAUGGUGUCCACAUGAGAAUAUAUAUUUUUAAGAAUGUGUUCUGGUGAUAUUUGUGUGUAUGAUUCAUUCCCUUGAUUGAAUAAAGUUUGUCAAAGCUCAGAAUGGUGGAGUCAUUUGUCAAACUGAUUUUCUUACAAUAUCACCUAACUAAAACUGUUAAUUUGAUGAGAUGCAACUCAAUAGAUACAAACAUACAUUUCCUAGAAUCAAAGCUACAUGUGAAUAACCUUUGAUAAUAUUCCAACACAACAAAUAAUAACUAGGUCUUUUGAAGGUAUGUAUGACUGGUGCGCUUUAUUAUGAGGAACCGAUAACUUAAGAUAUAGACACAAUUUAAUAAAUCUUUACAAAACAUCAUUCAUGUAAACACCACUCCUCUUGCAUUUAAACCUGCCGAAUUCAUUGAAAUUACUAAACUUGUUUACAUUCCCACUUAGUCAGCCGUGACGGCACAUUUCAACACAGUUACUUUUCAAAUGAGAUAAUAGAACACAUUUCUUUAAAAAAAACGAAAACAAUGGAGGUAUAUUGGAAAGAUUGUAAAUCAUUUGUCAUAAGUAAACAGUCAAUGCUCAAGCAUAGAUCGCUAGUAUGUCAAGAGGGAAUCGGGCUGGCGAGGGGACCUUCUUUAAAACAUUGAAAAUAAUGGAAGCAAAGGAGAAAAACAUUUAACUUGCCAUCCAGGCUCCCACAAACAAGAUAACUAUCUUACUUCUGCUCCUAAACGGAUAUAACGCAGGGAAGUUCAACUUUGAUAACACUCUGAAUAUCAACUAGUUGGUAAGCAAGGCUUCCGUCAUGGCUCAAGAACUGGAAGUCAUAAGGUCAGAAUAAUUAACUGCCUGCUAGGACUAUUGUGCUCAUGUGUUACCAGCUAGUCAACCCUAACCAGAUAGCAGGGACCCAGCAUUGACAUUGUUAAGUAUAAUAAGGCAUUAUGAAAUAUGGUGGGGGGGGGGGUCUUAUUCAGAAAGCCAUGCAUUGUGUCAGAGGCAGCUUGGUGACUAAUAGCCUUACUGUGAAAAGUAACACAGGACAACCACUCUUUAGCCUUCUUUUUAUGGCCACAUGGUCCGAGGCAAAUGCUUUGUCACAGCAAACUUAAGGAAAUAGUGAGCAUAAGGAGGAUGCAUUGUUAGCAGGUGUCAUUUUUAAGACCUGUGAGUAGGCACUGUGAAGGGACACGAACAAGCUCCCUGGUAGAGCUCAAUAGACAACACAAGUACAUAACUGUCAUAACAGCUACCAGAUGCGAGUAGAUAUGACGGAUGAUAGGAGAAUGUAUAUUUUGUGACUAAAGUCAGAAGUCAGAGAAGUAGCGAUGUGUCCUCAAAAUAGAGGUACAAUCAGUGCUGUGUUUAACAUACCAGAAGUGGAACUGUGUCAGUUGUAUGUUGUACUUUUGAAGCUGUUCAUGAAUGAUCUCUCUUUAAACAAUACAAUUAAACCAAAUAAAGAAAUGGUACAGGCGCCCAGGUAUAAUUUAGAAAAAAAAUUGGAAUCAUAUGCCAAAGUGGCCAGCUUCAUUAGCUUUUUUUCUUCUGCCGUUGAACUAAAGGUGUGGUGAAAACACUGAAUGCCUAAUUGCAUUUUGUCAUGUUGUGAAAUUGUGGCUUUAGGAACACACCAUUUUUUAAUUCCAAACAUCUGCUGCAUAGACAUAAUACUCUUUAUGUUUGCGGUUAAAUAUAGCUUAUGCGUAAUAAUUAUGACGAUGUAUCCUUAAAAUGAGCAACAAUCUGUUUUCAUAGCAAGGUUGCUUUAAACCCCCCACAUCAACUGUUAAAGUAAUGUAUUUCAGUAAACUAUGUAUGGAAGUGAGUUAUUUCAAUGAAUGGUCCAAUGUGCAGGAGGAGUCCUUUCUAUUUUCUAUCUGCAUGGUCAACGCCUCGACUCAACAGUAGUGUUCCCCGUUCAGUCCAACACGGGCCUGGCAUCUGUACAAACAUGCAAAGCUGACCGGAUCUCCUAACCUGGCACGACAUCUACAAAGCGGCUACAUGCUAGUUUACAUCUGGCCUUUAUGCUAGGGCCACUUGCAGCUCAGCUGAUGUAAAAAGGUAAUGUUCUAUGUUGCUAGCAUUAUAUUCACAGCAAUCAGAGCGAUCAUACGGAACUAUCGCAGGAGCACCUACGUCUACAAUGUGCCCCAUACAUCCAAUUGGUUUCCAAAACAGUAUAUUGCACUAAGCUAGUUUGAAAAUGACAGGAGGCGGACGGUGGCUCUACACAACACACAUCAGAGCAGCUUCAAUAUCUACCCGUUAGUAAAUUAAGGACAUACAAUCAACAAAGAGAUCGUUAAAAAAUCAAUGAGAUCACUAAAACGGAAAAAAAACUGGUUGAAGAAAAGGAAGAAAGAAUCACAUUCAUAUAUUAACAAAUUUCCGUGACAUGUCAGCGCAUCUACAGUAAUGAAAUUCUAAGUGAUAAGAAAUGCCUGCUGCCUUUCAUCUAGCAUUUCCCAGAUAAAGAAGAAGAGGCCGUGGAGGGAUAGAAAGGGAAGGGCAAGGAGGGAGAGGAGGGGUAUAAGAGCCCUGCCCACACAGUAGCUUCCAUGACUGGCAUCAGUGGAGGUUUGAUGUGGGUAGGGGAAUAGGGACCAGGGUUGCGGGUGAGG
Molecule: messenger RNA, 8113 nt
Organism: Gadus macrocephalus (Pacific cod)
Lineage: Eukaryota; Metazoa; Chordata; Actinopteri; Gadiformes; Gadidae
Product: multiple epidermal growth factor-like domains protein 11
Exons: 25
Coding region: 363-3827 (1154 amino acids)
Cellular component (GO): membrane
Molecular function (GO): protein binding; scavenger receptor activity
Source: RefSeq, a predicted model, not a curated record